AUGAAGUCAGUGCCAGAGCUCAUCAGUCUGUCCAAUCACAUUAACCCCCUUCUCCUCUCCACUUCUCCCCCUCCAUCUCCAGGCCUCCCAGCAGCCCUCAGGCAUCGGAGGCGUGGCCGUAGGCGGAGCAGCGGGCGCGGCCGGGGCCCAGGCUGGCCUUGGCGCCGUCGGAACGGGCCCGGGGGCGGCGCCCCCCACGGCCGACCCGGAGAAGCGCAAGCUGAUCCAGCAGCAGCUGGUGCUGCUCCUCCACGCCCACAAGUGCCAGCGGCGGGAGCAGGCCAACGGGGAGGUGCGCCAGUGCAACCUGCCCCACUGUCGCACCAUGAAGAACGUCCUCAACCACAUGACCCACUGCCAGGCCGGCAAGUCCUGCCAGGUGGCGCACUGUGCCUCAUCCAGACAGAUCAUCUCCCAUUGGAAGAACUGCACUGUCCUGUCUGCCUUCCGCUAAAGAACGCUGGAGACAAGCGGAACCAGCAGUCCCUCCUAAGUAGUGCAGGGGUAAGCCUGGGCUCCCUCGGAACCGUACCUGGGGGCCAGCCCAGCACCCCCAACUUGAACCCCCCCAGCCAGAUCGACCCCAGUUCCAUCAAGCGGGCCUACGCAGCCCUGGGCCUCACCUACCAGGGCAACCAGAUGCCUCAGCAGCCCCCCCAGGGCAACAUGGCCAACCAGGGCCUGCCUGGCCAGCCUGGCAUGAGGUCCCUCAACACCAUGGGAGGGAACCCCAUGGGAGUGAAUGGUGGGGUGCAGCAGCCCAACCAACAGUCCAACCUGCUCCCAGACGCCAUGCUGCACAACAGCAUGAACGCACAGAGUUUGAUGAAUGACAGUGGGGUGGGCAGUCUGGGCUCCAUGCCCACGGCAACCCCUCCUUCAGCAGCGGGCAUGAGGAAGUCCUGGCAUGAGGACCUGCGCAACCACCUCGUCCAUAAGCUUGUGCAGGCCAUCUUCCCCACCCCGGACCCGGCUGCGCUGAAGGACCGGCGCAUGGAGAACCUGGUGGCCUACGCCAGGAAGGUGGAGGGGGACAUGUACGAGUCAGCCAACAGCAGGGAUGAGUACUACCACCUGUUAGCCAAGGAGAUCUAUAAGAUCCAGAAUGAGCUGGAGGAGAAGAGGAAGACUCGGCUGCAGAAGCAGGACAUGAGUUGA
Messenger RNA from Osmerus eperlanus (European smelt), 1158 nucleotides. RefSeq names its product histone acetyltransferase p300-like. The transcript is spliced from 8 exons. NCBI's taxonomy places the organism in Eukaryota, Metazoa, Chordata, Actinopteri, Osmeriformes, Osmeridae. Gene Ontology annotation, cellular component: transcription regulator complex; histone acetyltransferase complex. Gene Ontology annotation, molecular function: transcription coactivator activity; histone acetyltransferase activity; chromatin DNA binding. The record is from RefSeq and is a predicted model, not a curated record. Gene Ontology annotation, biological process: positive regulation of transcription by RNA polymerase II. Bases 1 to 1158 code for a protein of 385 amino acids.